Pieris napi is the source of this 1890-nucleotide messenger RNA. Its product is annotated as band 7 protein AGAP004871-like. The coding region runs from base 972 to 1874 and encodes 300 amino acids. The record is from RefSeq and is a predicted model, not a curated record. Gene Ontology annotation, cellular component: plasma membrane. The transcript has 13 exons. Lineage: Eukaryota; Metazoa; Arthropoda; Insecta; Lepidoptera; Pieridae.
CAGCUUUGUUUGCUGUCAUGUGAGAUUAUUAAUUUUGAUAUUGCUUCAUUUAUGACGUACAAAAUGAUUAAAAAUAUAAGAUCUAAAAUAGAUCUGACAGAAAUACGUAAAGAAACGUUGAUAGAAAGAGUAUUCAAAUUGAUUGCUAUAUUGAUGGUAAUAGUUUUUCCUGUCGCUUUGGUGUUCUGUUUCCGGGUUGUAAAACAAUAUAAAAGGGCGGUUAUUUUACGAUUUGGUAGAGUAAGAGAUGACUCUCCAGUUGGUCCUGGUAUAAUUUGGGUCGUUCCAUGCACCGACAACAUUGUCUUUAUAGAUAUGAGAACUCAAUCUUUUAACUUGGCUCCACAGGAAAUCUUAACAAAAGACUUGGUGACAGUUCACGUUGAUGCUGUUGUAUACUUUCACGUCAUGAAUCCACUUUGCAGUCUGCUUAACGUCCAAUCACACAAAAAAGCUACUGAACUUCUCUCUGUGGCACUUUUAAGAAAUAUUUUAGGACAGUUUACACUCUCCGACUUACUUUCGAAUCGAUUUAAAAUAAGUGAUGCGCUUCGUAAAGAAAUCGAUAAGGGAACGAUGGAGUGGGGCGUCGAAGUCGAAAGAGUUGAAAUUAAAGAUGUGAUACUGCCCUUUGAAUUGCAAAAGGCAAUGGCAGCAGAAGCGGAAGGAUCGCGAAUCGCUAAAUCCAAAAUAAUAGAAGCAGAAGGAGAGAUCAAAGCCGCUGAAAAUCUUAGGGAUGCUUCAAAAAUCAUGAUGGAGAAUCCCAAAGCCAUGCUGCUCAGAUAUUUGCAAGCUUUGAGUACAAUUGCGUCCCAACAAAGGAAUACAAUUAUAUUUCCAUUCCCAAUCGAAAUUCCAAGGCAAUAAAAACUCACGAAAAAAAACAAUGACAAUAUUUUUUUUAGUUCUGUCCGUUCUGUCAAAUUCUUUUGCUAUUUCUAUAAGUUUACACGUUUUUUAUAAACCACGCUAUGUCUGAACACGAAAAGUUAAAAGUUAGUCAACAAGAGCCCCGGCAGACGUCCAUUUCACUCACUCCAAAAGACGUUGAAAAGGGUUCACCAAAUAUUUUCAAGCCUCGUCUUCAACUUAACAAAGAAAAGGACAAACUUAUUGAAAAGUUUUUAAUAUUUAUGUCUAUCAUACUUGUUGUUCUCGCCUUUCCGCUAUCAUUGAUAUGCAUAUUUGUGGUUAGUCGUCAAUUUGAAAGAGCUGUCAUUCUAAGGAACGGAAAAGUUCAUAAGAACAAAGCUUUUGGCCCUGGACUGCUUUUUUACCUACCUUGUGUUGACUCUGUUAAAUUCAUAGAUUUGAGGACAUUCUGCUAUGAAGUGCCACCACAAGAAGCCUUAACCAAGGAUUCUUUGACUGUGUCUGUAGAUGCAGUUGUGUUCUAUAAAGUUUUCGAACCAGUUUGGGCCGUCAUCAAUGUUAGUAACUACAGAAUCGCUACUCAAUUCUUAGCGUCAACCACUUUGCGAAAUGCGUUAGGAACGACAAAACUCAGCGAUGUGCUUAUUAAUAGACCAGUAAUUAGCCAACAGGUACUAGAACUUAUGAAAAACACUACGAAAGAAUGGGGUGUUAAAGUUCUCAAAGUUGAAAUAAAAGACAUAAGACUGCCACUGCAGUUGCAAAAGGCAAUGGCCGCUGAGGCUGAGUCGACAAGAUUGGCUAAUGCUAAAAUAAUAGUUGCCAAAUCAGAAAUAGAAACGAUAAAAAAUCUUCAGGUAGCAACCACUUUGUUGAUGGAGAAUCCCAUGGGAAUGCAACUUCGCUAUCUACAGUCCUUGCAGUUGAUUGCCGGGGAAGGCACGCACACAGUUGUAUUCCCAUUUUCGUUUGAAAUGUUCCAGAAGUUGUUUAGUAAAUAAAAUUUUUGUUUAACAA